UGGAUCCAGAAGGAGAUGCGCAGAUCGAUCCAAACUGGGUGGUGCUCAAUCAGGGAAGAGAGAUUGUUCAGACCAUGAACAGUGAUCCUGGACUGGCUGUAGGCUACACAGCAUUCAAUGGUGUGGACUUUGAAGGGACGUUUCAUGUGAAUACUGAGACGGAUGAUGACUACGCAGGCUUUAUCUUUGGCUAUCAGGACAGCUCGAGCUUCUAUGUGGUGAUGUGGAAGCAAGUGGAGCAGAUAUAUUGGCAAGCCAAUCCUUUCCGAGCUGUAGCUGAGCCUGGCAUCCAGCUGAAGGCAGUGAAAUCUGACACGGGACCUGGAGAAUACCUGCGGAAUUCACUCUGGCACACAGGUGACUCGACAAACCAGGUGAAACUCUUGUGGAAAGAUUCCAGAAACGUUGGCUGGAAAGACAAGACCUCCUACCGCUGGUUCCUGCAGCACAGACCCCAAGAAGGCUACAUCAGGGUACGGUUCUAUGAAGGUCAGAAAAUGGUAGCAGACACAGGAAUCAUCAUCGACACAACCAUGAGAGGAGGCAGACUGGGAGUAUUUUGCUUCUCCCAGGAGAACAUUAUCUGGGCCAACCUACGCUACAGAUGCAACGAUACAAUCCCUGAGGACUUCGAGACAUUCAGAAGCCAGCAGAUCCAGCUUUUUUGAACUCAAACUCAACAGUUCUUCUUUUUAUAAUAUUAAUGAAUGCGAGUUGUAUAUUUCUGUUGCCUGUGUCAUAUUUUACACUCCAUUUUUGUGAACAGUAGUAGAGCUUUCCUCAUAACCCCCUAAUGACUGACAUAAAUGGAUGACACUGCAUUAGCACUGAGAAUUUAAAUAUAUAUGUAUUUUAAAAACACGUACAGAAAUACAGAUUACAAAAUAUAAAUGAUAUAACAAGAAGGCUCUGAUAUAUGCAGCUGAGACAUCAUGCACAUCCAUAUUCUGCAUUGUUUUUUUUUUUUUUAUGAGAAAGGAAAAGGACCAGCAAAACGACAAAGACGAAAUCAGUUCCUUCUACAAUCAGUUACCACAAAUAGGAGACAAAGAUGACCACACCAGCACAACGACUAUAGAACUGGGCGUUUGGAUAGAUCCAACCCAAUAAAAGCUCUAGACAACCACAAAUUAUAUAUCCUAAUAUACCGCCAACUCCAAUAAAGAGCGAGCACUGUUUAUGCUCACGACAUGAGAGAUCACAAAGAUUUGAUGCACAUUCUGUAACCUAACACUCUCACGAGCGCUUGGUUUACAGUGUCUUUUAAUACUUAUUAAACCUGCCUUAAGUGAGAUGACAGGUGGCGAAAUAAAAAUAUAUCAUCUUUACAGAAUGUAGAUGGCACUUAGUUUAUGCUAAUGCUAUGAUUUAAGGGGAAGGGUUGUCAUACUGCUCAGCUCUAUCCUAUGGGUCACUAUCGAUACGUUUAUCAAGAAAUACAUCCCAUCUAGUCAGCUACGUCCUUGUUAGUUUUAAUGGUACGGACAUGGUCACUAACUGCUCAGCAGUUCUAUUAAGGCUUAAAGGGGAAUUUAAGAUAAAGGGGGUUUGCUCUCACAAAUAUAAUUAGGACACAAAUGUAGGUUAAGUGCUGUUAGCUAAAACCGCUCCUGCAUGCUGCAUGUGCAUCAACAAUUAUUACUUGUCCAAUAAAUGCAUGCAGUCUGGGCACAUCUCCUAAUGUUUCACAGGUUAAAGCAACAAACAGAUUGAGCCCUUUUAUCGGUUUGCAUUGGGAAGUCACACAUAUAUAUACGCUUCCAGAAUUGUUUUCCCUCUGAAUUAUCAGUGCAAUACAGAAAACGGUUCACAAAGAACACCUUCACGAUAAACCGGGGUGGGGGGAGGGGCGCAUGUACAGGGUCGAACAGUCUGCAUUUUCAGAAGGUAAAACAGUCCAAGUUUCAGCUGAAGUUUCCAGAAGCAGCAGCCAGAAGAUUUAGAAGAAAUGCACACACAUCAGUAUGAAAGCUGCCGUAUCUUUGAGAUUUCUGACUGGAUUUCAGAGGGAAACCCAAGAUGCAAGGGCCGAGCAAAUCGACAGGGUGGGGGAAUGAGCCAACUGAAGAUAUCAAACAUGCUACGAUUGUGAGGAGUGGAAAAAAAAUGCUACCGUGACUGAAAACGAACAGAAAAACUAGCAUCGUAACAGAUCAGGAGAAAAAACGAUAGUGCUUUGGUCAAGCAUCGUCAAGCAGGUCUUUUGGUGUAAUGCAAUCAUAACACGGAGCCCCAUAAAUACAUUCUGUUUCUAAACAUGAUCAUAGAUGUGGUAAAAUGACACCACUAGCAUUAACUAAUACAUGCACAGUGUCUCGGGGGUCUACAUUGGUUUGUGUGCAGUGAAUCUUUUUACUGGAAUAAGCCAGGCUAAUGAAGACUUCAUACCAAAAAGCUAACGAAGACCUCAUUCUAAAGGUUUUUCUCAUUUUGACAUGCAGUCGUCAUAUUCCAGUGUUAAGCAUUAUGUACACUAUUUUCAGGAGAGAAACGCGCUCAUGGUAAACAUAUGAAAACUGAAUGGCACAGUUUGAAAAAGGAAAACUAAAGUGAGUAUUGCAGUUUUUGUUAAAUCUAAACCAACUAGUGUAUUCACCAUCUGAGCCAAUCCCUAUUUCUCAGCCCUAAAUAUGCUCUUUAUAUGCAACCAGAAAUAUUCCAGAUUGUUGGUUGAUUAAUUCGUUUAGAUUGCAUAGGAAUCACAAAUUGGAUUUGCACAGUUUUAAGAGUUAUUAUUUCCCUUAAAAAGACACAGAUGACCAAAAUGUAUCUGGCUGAUCCGAAAUUACUUAAACUUUAGCAGAAAACAUCUUGUUCAACUGCCAAAAACUUAAAUUUGCUCUUCAUUACCUGUAUUAUAAACAUGUUGUUUUCAGACUGACAAGGUAGAUACAGUGGGGUCCAAAAA
This is a messenger RNA of Carassius auratus (goldfish), 2908 nucleotides long. Its product is annotated as cartilage oligomeric matrix protein-like. Gene Ontology annotation, molecular function: calcium ion binding. The coding region runs from base 75 to 668 and encodes 197 amino acids. Gene Ontology annotation, biological process: cell adhesion. The record is from RefSeq and is a predicted model, not a curated record. NCBI's taxonomy places the organism in Eukaryota, Metazoa, Chordata, Actinopteri, Cypriniformes, Cyprinidae. The transcript is spliced from 6 exons. Gene Ontology annotation, cellular component: extracellular region.